Toxoplasma gondii ME49 is the source of this 3808-nucleotide messenger RNA. RefSeq lists its product as hypothetical. Bases 680 to 2962 code for a protein of 760 amino acids. The transcript has 10 exons. Lineage: Eukaryota; Apicomplexa; Conoidasida; Eucoccidiorida; Sarcocystidae. The record is from RefSeq and is a predicted model, not a curated record.
CUUCCUCCCUCUCUGAAGGGAACAUGCGAGAGAGUCUUCUCCCUCGCGUUUUUCGACGCAAGACCGGAGACACAACAGAGGAAAAAGGAAGGCGCCAGGCGCCUCUCUCGGUUGCCUCUUCGCUCUGCUGUGCUUCUUCCAGAGACCGCCUCUCUUUCUUCUCGCCUCACACGGAAGUUCUCGACAAACGUCGAAGGAGAGGCGCUUCACAGACGCAUGCACUCACAAGGCGGAGCAGGCGUUUCUCUUCUUCUGUCUUCCGCGAAAGGCAAGCUUCCUCUCUCGCCUGCCCUGACAACAGCCCCGCGAAAAACGGACUCACGCGGCCUCGUUCUACGACAGGAAGAGUUUUCGCGUCGAUUCUGCUCUGCAAGUCUUUCAAAUGACCACCGCCGACGCUCCUGCUGAGAGCGAAACGAAACGACUGCUCAGAUGCUGCUGCGACAGCGACGUUCGAGAACAAAAAGAGAGGAAAAGAAGAGGAAGGAGUCGUCACUCCAUCACAUGCUGUUUUCUCCCAAAAAAGACAAAUCCAAUAGGUUUCGAACAAGCAUCAACCCUUUGAGCGUACAGACGCGAAACAAGAGAGAAGAGAGGAGGCGGAAGGCGCUAACGGGCAAAGCAGCGGAGAUGCGAAAAAGCCUUCUGUCACUUUCUGCUCGAACGCAGUCUCUCCAAAAUGGCUCGUAUCUCGCAACCUCUCUUCCACCCAUCUUCUCGCUUGCUUCCUGCCUUUCAUGUCCUCUCCUUCCCUGCCUCUUCGUCUGCCCGCUUCACAAACCUGUCUCUCUCUUCGUCGUACCUCUCUGCUGCGCGAGAUGGCUUGCCUUUGCCUCGCGGCUUCCGGCCUCUCUGGCAAAUGCAGGCGAGCAAACGGAACUGCCUUCUCGCGGAGUUCUUCUCAGCGCGCAGUGUGCAAAGGAUUUCGAGGCGCUCCUCCCCGAGAAAACCUUGUCUCGCUAGUCUCCUCCCCUUGACCGCCUUCGCUUCUGCGCUGCGCCCCCAUAUCUCCCGCUCUCCCUCCAAGCCUUCCUCUCUCUCUUCUGCUUCUCCUGCUUCUCUCUCUUCUGCUUCUGCUGCUUCUCUCUCUUCUUCGUCUCUCUCUCCAACAGGACAUCACGCAACAAAUAUGAAAAGCAGCGUCUCGUCCGUGCGUUGGGCCUUCUCGGAUCGUCGCGGUGUCUCUUCUCUUCAGCGGCGCCUUCACUUGACUUCUUCCUCCUCCGUUUCCGCCUUGCUCCUGCCUCUCCGGCGCCUCUCUUCUCCUCCACGAGCCGCGUCACUCGCCUCUCCUUCUCUGGGCGUCCUGGCGCUCUCGCCGGCUCGCCGCGCUCUGCUCGCCGCUUCGUCGGCGUCCGCGUCUUCGUCCCCACCAGUCUCAGGCUUCGCCUCUCUCCUUCAGAAGACGCGCCGACUCCUCAAAAGGAACGAGACACCCUCCUUCUUCCAGUGGCAGGUGGAGGACUCGGUUCUUCUGCUUCUUUCGCUCUCGUGGAUCGCAGUUGCUUGUGGUCUCUUCGCUCUCUUCCAGUGGAAAACCAACACUCGAGAUCAGAGGCAUCCGUACCUGGCUGAGGCGCGUCGACUCGUGAGGAAACAUGAGACCGUUCGAGAGGUCUUUGGAAGUCCACUGGAAUUCCAAAGCGCAGAAGACUCAACCGAUUCUUCAGGACUGCAUAAACGCGCGAAACUCCACGUUGCCGGACCCAAAGCGAAAGGCUCGGUUUUCGUCUCUGCUUUUCUGCCGGACUCGGUUGACGCUGGUGAAGAAGAAGAAGAUUCACAGAGUCUCUUUGCAGGAGAUGAGCUCGACUGGCGCGCUCUGCGCGAGCGACCUUUCCUCCUCAAACUCUGGCUGCGCGACCGCAUUCGCGCAGUGCAUCUCGCCCUCGUGAGUGUUGCCUCGGGGGAAGCCUACGAAGAUGUGAAACGGUCCAGAGGGACGUCCAGCUCGAGGAAAAAAGACGGAAAAGGAAACGAAGGAGAAGAAGAAGGAGACGAAGAAGAAAAAGAAGAAGAAGAUGGAGCGACGGGAAGGUGGACGAUCGAGUCACUCUUUGUACACGUCGAGAAGCGAGAGGAGGGAGACGAGAAGAGUUCGGGAGGCGAAGAGGAGGAGGAGGAGAAGAAGAAGAAGAGCAAGGUCCUCAUUGCUGUGAAAGGAAAUCCUUACGACAACCCCGAUAUUGACCCACUCAUCAAAGUUGAGGGAAGCUCGCGAACGAACAGGCACCCAGUGGGAGCGUUCCUCCUCUUUCUUCUUCUCCUCCUUCUGUGCCGGCAAACCUGCUCGGAAAUCCGGGGUGCAAUAGAUCGGGCUGCGUGCUACCAGUAUCUCAGCUACUUUUCUCAGAACCACCCCGAUCUCCGGCGGAUCUUGCACCAAACAGCUCUUCGGAACGCGUCUGCCGCGCAGGCGAGGCGAGGGGCGCCUGUGGAGGGUGAGAGAGCAGGGCCGGCGCAUGCAAGAGAAGCGGCGACAGACUCUGGUGUGCGCGGCUCGCGGACGAACCCAGAGAAUCACAUCGACAUCCAGGUCUCCUAUUUCGCAGGGAAAAUGACCGCGACCAGCAUCAAAGGCUCAGCUUCUCUGACUUUCUCUGCAACCAGUAAACCUGGAGGCACAAACGCUUCGGAGAGUAAUCAAGCGACAGCGGCAGUCCACGCGAAUGACCAUCGCAUUCCAAACAUCGCUGAACUCCGAAUCGAGGCACUGCGACCGAGCGCGUCCGCUCCGUUCAAAACCCUCGUGAGUUCGGUCCGAGUGAUUCGCGAAUCGAGUGAACAUGACGAAGUGGAAGGCGUUCCGUUUCCUCUCCUGCUCUCGUUUUCUCUUCCUCCAACGCGGAUCCCGCCAUUCCGCCCCUCAGUCUCCUGGAGUUCGUUCUUCUCCCUGUCUUCUUCCAAAUCGAAGAAAAAACGGAGUGCUGGAAAAGAAGACCAGACAGGUCGGAAGCCGUAACGCUCCCGGAGCACGCUGUCAGCCAAGACAAAGAUGUUCAAGAGUUUAAGGUUUUGCCUUGUCGGCGGCUUCUGCGCCCUGAGGCUUCGCUCCGCGUUCGUCGUGGAAAGCUCACUGUGUGUUUGCCUCGCUCGCAGACGUCGUUUCGCACUUCUUCUCUGUCUCCUACGGUGUCGGUUCUUUCCUGACUUUGGUAGCGUCUCUUUUCCCUUGCGUCUGUGCAGGCUGUCUGCGUCUUCUGUUCAUGUCUUCUCUCGUCCAUCUGCGGUGUAGCCCGUAGAGUGGGUUCUUGCGUUUGUUUUCUCAAAGUUUCAGUUCGCAUUCACUUUGUCGCAUGUCCCAGUUCCUUGUCGACACCCGAGCAAAGGGGUCUCUGUUUGUGAAACCAAGAAAUCCAAGGCGUCCGUCGCGCGUUGGCGAGGCUGCUGCACGUUGGUUCUCGGCCGCAUGCGUCCGGCCUCCUUCUCUCUGUCGCGCUUGUUGUCCGAGCCAUUGAAGGCCUGGACGAAACGCUCGCGGGCGUCCGGGUUUUUUUCGCGUUCAGUGCUCGCUUGGUCGUCUGUCUCGUCUCCAGAGACACUGACCAGAAGCUUCUCUGCUCCACUCUCGGCUGCGCAGGGGAAGCAGGGAAGCAGAAAGGAGCUGAGGGGAAAGAAAACGCCGCACCACGGAAACGAACUGCGGCUCUUCAUUUCCUCUAGACGCGAAGAGGAACGCUUCCUGCCUCGUUCAAGCGCGCGUCAAGCGACCGGACGCAGCUCGAGUCCGACCAAGGAGCUUCGCAUCGGCAGACCGAGCGACAGAGAGAAAUGUUAAAUGUCAGGUGGUAACCUUAGCAUUCUCGAG